CCUCCCCCUCAAGUGAACGCUUGGUGUUCCUUAGUCAUUAAAAAAAAAUAACUCCUCAGCACGACGUUGGACAGUCUGUUUUCUCGCUUUCUGAAAGCGCAGCGACCUCCUCGUCUCCGGGUGAAUCCUUUGAACUUAGCCGCCUGAAAAAGCCCUCAUUACAAUACCCUAUCAGGAAAGGCUUCAUCGGGUUCGACCCUGGCUGUAUUAUCCAUCAUUCAUCAUUUCUCCCCAUUGGAACACGAGUCGCUCCUUGAUCAUGUCUGCCGACCAAUUGCUUUUCUCAAUGGGUCAUUCAUCCCAGGGUGAUGAAUUCUUUGAUUUUGACAACUUCUUUGAUAUCCCCUCGGGUUAUGUCGACAGUAACCCGACCUCGGUCAACUCAAUCUCCCCCAAGGACUUGGACCUGACCUACAACGACCUAGACGGGUCAAAUUGGGAUUCAGGACUCGACCUGUGUACUCAAUUUCCAUUCACCGACUUUGUCAACCACGAACCAUCAUUCCAGGAAUACUACGGAGGCGCUGCGAAUGCCGAGCCUGUGGUAGAUCCCAAUGAUAUCCUUCAACUUCCGUCAACUUCACCAAGUGAAGUCUUCGUUGGAUCCGGUUUUGACAGUGCCUGGCUGCCAGGUGCACACGGUUAUGAUGACCAUUGCUAUUCGACCAUCCGGCAUAUGGUAGAGUCGCAAGCGGCGGUUGACCCGAGCUGUUCAUCCAAGAAAGAAAAGCGUCGAGAAGCAGCCAUAGCCUUACAUCUACAGCGCUUGCAAGAUGCCCCGCUUCCCGAGAUGGAUAUGUCUUCGGAUUCAAAUACCAGCUUCCCAUCGCCUCCGUGGAGUGUUUCCCAUGAUGCUCCAUGCGCCAGCCCUGCGACUACUUCAUUAUCCGAUUCAACCGGCAAGUCGCCAACGCCUCCCUCCGCCGACGCAACGCCUGGCGGGAUUGAACUGGUCUUGGAUCUUAACAUGAACACGCCGGCCAAUCUACCGAGGAAGCAGAAACCUCGAUCACGGGCUCAAAAAGAGAAUUACAUCAAAGUUCGAAAACAUGGUGCCUGUGAAAAACAUCGAAAACAGCAUAAGAGGGUAAGUCAACCGACAAUUUAUCUAGGUGAGCAAGGUAUAUUGAUACGGAUAUAGUGCAAUUGCCUUGACAUCAAGGGCGUUCAUCUCAAUGUCAACAGCAUCGCUCUUUCUCCUACUUCCGCGGUGCUUGACUCGACUAGACAGAUUAAUCUGUCUCACGCACGGCCACGCCAUGUUUCACUACCUAAACAGACACCGCCCGGUGUCCUUCCCCCGAAUGUGGAAGCUCCAAAGACCGUGCUUUGGAAGCACAGGGAGAGA
This is a messenger RNA of Aspergillus pseudonomiae, 1348 nucleotides long. RefSeq lists its product as uncharacterized. The transcript has a single exon. The coding region runs from base 260 to 1141 and encodes 293 amino acids. NCBI's taxonomy places the organism in Eukaryota, Fungi, Ascomycota, Eurotiomycetes, Eurotiales, Aspergillaceae. The record is from RefSeq and is a predicted model, not a curated record.